AUGGGUCACUUAAAUGACCGCUGCAUCCAUUUCAAUAUCCCAAUGGACGACAAGUCUGAAUCUCAAGAGCCGUCAUCCAACACCGGUGACACUUCAAGCAUGAUGUAUUUUGGGUUUGGGGCUCCGCCUGUGCAUUCAGAGGUUGACAUGGCAGGUGCACCGUCGGCACCGCCAUAUCAGCUCAACUUUGGGUAUGAACCUCAACCCACACUGCCAGACCAACUGGCCUUUAACUUCGGGUUUGACACUAACCCCAAUGUUUCACUCUCAUCUCGCCCAGCAGCUGCGAAGGCUGACAUGGCGGCUGUGCUGCCAAGACCGCCAUACCAGCUCAACUUUGGGUUCGAACCUCGGGAACACACCCCACCAAUCCUCCAACCAGCUUUCAACUUUGGGUUUGACGCCGGCAUAGAGCUUUCAUCCACACCUCCUCCAGUAGCUCGGCCAAUAUUGGACUUCGGCUGGAACACACCAGUUGCCACAAAUGAUCCGGUCACACUGGUUAUGACACCAUUCAAUUUUGGAAUGGACUUAGAUGCCACUCCACAAUGGUCAGCAACACCACCUGUCAUCCCCACUCCUCCGCCCCCAAUGCCAAAGCCAGCCUUCGACUUUGGUUGGAAUCUAUCGCCAACACCUGUGCCAGGUCCACCACUUCAUGUGGGAUAUGAUCUCUCCAAUACAUCAUUCCCGUUCAAUUAUCAAAUCCCUCUGGCUGAAGUGGGAGAUUGGCAACCUCUUCUGGUGAGGGCGGCCAGCCCAGCAACCUCGCCGCCCGUUCCCACUCUGAUGGACGUGGCAUACACACCAAAGGGCCUGCCAAAUGUGGAGCUCAUGUUCCCGAAGAAAUGCACGCCAAUUAGUUCCGCUGAUUCAUCUGAACCUCGGCCUUCCCUUUUGAGCAUUUUCGGUGAUGCUGAGAAGGCGGCGAUCAACAUAGUCGAACACCUUGGAGGAGAUGAAUUUGAUAAGCUUGCGCAGUUAAUGCUUGGCAGCAUAGUCAACCCUGGCGAUAAUGUCCGGUUUCCCAAGCCCAAUGAAGUCCUGGACAGCAACCGGGUCAUAUUGUCGGCAUUCUGUGAGAGCAGAGAUAAAUUGACCCAGAUUUUCAAAGAUUUAAUCCACUUGCAUCACAUGGCAGCGGUGCAGGCCAGAGUUGUUCCAUUGGUGGACUCUCUCUCAAAAGAGGUGCAGAAGGCAGAGGGAAAGUCUGGCAGUGACUAG
This is a messenger RNA of Suillus discolor, 1224 nucleotides long. RefSeq lists its product as uncharacterized. Lineage: Eukaryota; Fungi; Basidiomycota; Agaricomycetes; Boletales; Suillaceae. The record is from RefSeq and is a predicted model, not a curated record. The transcript is spliced from 4 exons. The coding region runs from base 1 to 1224 and encodes 407 amino acids.